Messenger RNA from Xenopus laevis (African clawed frog), 1743 nucleotides. RefSeq names its product histone-lysine N-methyltransferase SMYD3 (gene smyd3.L). The transcript has 13 exons. The record is from RefSeq and is a predicted model, not a curated record. NCBI's taxonomy places the organism in Eukaryota, Metazoa, Chordata, Amphibia, Anura, Pipidae. The coding region runs from base 188 to 1459 and encodes 423 amino acids.
CUGUCUGAUUUUGUUUUGGAGGCAGUGCAAGCAGAGAAGCAGGACUCACACCACUGUAUUUAUAUGUUGUGCUCAUCUGGAAGUGAACACCACUAGUCUGUAUAUUCCACUCAUAUAUAAAUGACAACAGCCCUGUGGGAACUUAUAAUUUUCAACAACAGAACGCAUUAAUUGCACAGCGAACACAAUGGCGGGAAUUCUGGAGAAGUUCCAAAGCCUGGGGAAGGGUAAUGGAGUGCGAGCACUUAAGGAUAUGAGCCAUGGAUUAACGGUGAUAAGAGCUGUACCCUAUGUAUAUACGGUGUGCCGGAAAAAGAGUGCGUGCGAUUACUGCCUUCACAGGAAAGAAAAACUUCUGAGAUGUUCGCAAUGCAAGGUCGCCAGGUACUGCAACGCUCACUGCCAGAGAGAAGCUUGGCAAAGUCAUAAAAGGGAAUGCAAAUGCCUCAGAAGUACCUUACCUAAUGUUCCCACGGACUCUGUCAGACUGGUUGGCAAGAUUAUUUUUAAGAUGCUUCAAAACCCAGACGCUACUUCAGAAGAACUGUACACCAUAUCUGAUCUUCAGUCCCAUAUCAAAGAAGCCAGUGAAGAAGUGCAAGAUGGCCUGCGGCACCUCGCUACUGCUCUACAGCUUUACCUGAAGGAGGAAAUUCAAGACAUAUCUCAGCUCCCACCUGGUUUUCAAGCGAUUGAAUACUUCGGCAAAGUGACUUGUAACAGUUUCACUAUUAGUGAUGGGGAGAUGCAAGACGUUGGUGUUGGCCUCUAUCCCAGUAUGUCUUUGCUGAACCACAGUUGUGACCCAAACUGCGUGAUUGUUUUUGAAGGCACAUGUCUGCUUCUCCGCACUGUCAAGGAAAUCCCAAAGGGAGAAGAGCUAACCAUAAGCUACAUUGAUGUAAAAAUGCCCACGCAAGGACGCCGGGACCAGCUACAGCGCCAGUACUCUUUCACGUGUGAUUGUCAUCGAUGCCUGAUAAGAGAUAAGGAUGAGGACAUGCUUGCAGGAGAUGCAGACACUUCAAGAGAGGUGGAAAGAUCAGUAUCCAGACUGGAAGAGCUUCUGUCCCAGAACAAAGCGGAAGAGGCUUUGAACUUGUGUAAGACUUUGAUGAAUAGAUAUUAUCUCCCAGACAAAAACAUUCAUCAGCUUAAAGUUCUUGACUGUGCAAUGGAUGCUUGUAUUAACCUUGGUCUAUGGGAAGAAGCCCUGCAAUUCGGCCUACAGACUUUGGAGCCUUACAGUUUAUAUUACUCAAACUAUCACCCUGUGCGGGCAGUCCAGCUCAUGAAAGUGGGCAAGCUGCAGAACUACCAAGGCCUGUUUACUGAAGCUACAAAAACCCUUAUGCAGGCCUUUGAUAUAAUGAAGGUGACACACGGAAGAGACCACAACCAGACACAGCAGUUGGCAGAGCUUCUGAAUGAUUGUGAAGCCAAUAUGAGAGGAAUGUAGGAAGACUGGAUGCCAGUUCUACUUACUCUCCAAAUCUGCUUCACUACUUAGUGCUGUAUAAUUUCAAAAGCUUUGUUAUAACAUUCACUGGCAAGUAUUGGGAGAGAUAGCUGUCAUUAACAUUAACAUUCCUCUUUGUGCAACUACUACGUUUGACUAAAGGCAAGAGAACAUUUUAGUAUUAUGUUAAUACAUGUGGGUCUGAUUUAUUAAAGGAAUUGUUCAUUGUGAAAAUAAAAACUGGGUAAAUAGAUAGGCUGUGCAAAAUAAAAAAUGUUUCUAAU